Molecule: messenger RNA, 2546 nt
Organism: Seminavis robusta
Lineage: Eukaryota; Bacillariophyta; Bacillariophyceae; Naviculales; Naviculaceae
Source: the annotation of a GenBank genome assembly
UAUGAAGCGAUUGAAGGAACGCUGGUGCUGUUGCUGACAUCCGCAGCUCAUCCUCCCAUUGCUUUUAGCCACAAUCGAGUUUUUAACUUAUCUUACGUUGCUCUGGUCGAGCUGGAAGGACAGCCAAAGACUAUUCCGCUGCAACUUCUCUCGCCAUCAUCAUCUUCCGUCGUUGCUAGCUAGCUAGCUAGCUCACAAUUCAAAGCAACACACUCGAGUCAAGCAAGCCGCUGAUCCUCUCGCUUGAACUGAUUGCUUCCAUCAACAACCGAAUCGGAACAAGCAAACGCAACCAAGCAAAAUGGCCGGAAUGAACGACGUUAUCGACAUGGCAGCCAUGUCCAACCCUUUCCUUGUUGGAGGCAACGAUGAACAUGGUGUGCCACAGAUGGGCGCUUCCAUCGCUGUCAAUGCCAUGCCAAAGCCGGCUCUGAUGGUGCCGCUGAUGCCAUCACCGGGUUUGGCUCGAGGCAUGAGCAAUCCCGCUUUUAGUGCCAUUCAGGCCAUUGCGGCAUCACGACAACUGCAUUUGUCAUCGCAGAAUUUGCAGCAGUUUCAUCAUCAUCAUCAGCAACAUCCUCAGAUGAUGGCUCACAAUCAUCAUCACUUUGGUGGCCAUGAUGAUGAUGACUCCAUGUCCACGGCAUCAUCUUGUGACAUGGAUGAUCACUCGUAUUCGUCUUGGUCCGAAUCAGACGAUGACGAGGAUGACAACGCCUACGAGAUGUACGCGCCCGUGGCAGGUGCCAGUCGUGGCCAGUUGCUCCGACCCAUGUCCGUGGAUCAAAUCACUGCCCUGGCGGUUGCUACAGGAGCUCGCAAGCCUCAGCAACUUCAGCAGCAGCAAAACUCCAUGUCGGCUCAGACUUCUCACAACCCAAGAUUGGGAAUGGUUGCCACUGGGGGUCGUUCGGGGUCCAUUUCGGCGCCUCAGUCUUCGGAAAACUUGGCAGUGGCAAAGAGUGCCAUCCUGGGACCACGUUCUGUCUCCAUGCCCAAGAUGAAUCCAGAGAUUGCUCACUAUCACCAACAGCAUGGGGCACAAUGCCCCUGUACGGACGUGACCAAACCGGAUGAUGUCCUUAAGGAACUGCUCCAAGCGCAAGGAAAGACGGUGGGGUACAGUUCCUACGAUGAGAUUCCAAACUUUUUCCUUCCGAUUCAGCCUCAACACAUUGAAGCGUUCCAACAAGACAUUGUCACUGCCGUUCGCGGCAAGGAUGUGCCUGCCUUGAUGGCGCUUCAGAAACAAGGCAGAAUGUUGCAAUGUUGCAACAAGUUUGGUGAAUCCAUCGUCCACAUGGCAUGUCGUCAGUCGUCUGUCGAGGUGGUGGAGUUCCUCAUGUCACAGGUCGACAUUCGGGUGUGCUGUGACUCGGGACGAACGCCAUUGCAUGAUGCUUGUUGGACCCAGAGCCCUGACUUUGACAUUGUUUCCCUCUUGCUUGCGGAGUGUCCUGAUCUAUUGCGGGUCAAGGACAAGCGUGGAUUUUCCCCACUGGCAUAUGUGCCUCAUGGACAGUGGAGGCGCUGGGGAAACUUUUUGGAACAGAACAAGGACUUGCUCGUCUUCAAGGGGUUCAACUAGACUAACCAAAACUGAUAACUCUAGCCAGCUAUUUAAUUUUGAGAGAAGAAGGAUGGCGUAUUCACUAACUAAAUGUAGCUAUUCGAAGCCUCUGGCUAGCUAGUGAAGGCGACAUUGGGUGCCAUCGUCUGUCAUCUUACAUACUAUCUCUGGCUACCAGUAGACUUCGUUUCUUGGGUCGGCUUUAUACAGUACAUGUACUAUGAUUGGGCUGUCCCGAGGUCGUUUCCACUGCUCCCAAGGUUGGCGGAAGCAAUGCGGCGAAGUCUACGGGCACCUUCAACUUUGAACCGGCGCAACCUCAGAAAAAGGCAAUAUUCGUUUUUGGCGCCAACGCCGGAGACGCUGCUCCGCGAUCCGCCUCGAACUCGGUGCUCUCCCAUCCAAACGCACCAGGAACCAAAGCUGCCCCGACAGCUGUGAGUCCAUCAAAUGGGGGCUGGGAAUGUCAAGUGUGCAACGUGCACAACCGUCAAGAUGCCAGGCAAUGCAUGUCUUGCGAGGCUCCUCGUCCUCGAUUCGCUUCUUGCGGUUCAGCCGAGGCCGAUGGCGACUUCGACUUCUGCAAACGUGUGCUUGUCGAGCACUACGAGAAGAACAACCCGGAGAAGCUGAAAGAUGUGGAUGCCAUUCUUGAAAGAUACAAAGACCGUCCAAAAGGGGGUUUAAUUCAGGUUUUGAAAAACUUGGUAAAGGAAAAUGAAACUAGCUGGAACAAACCGGCCGGUCUGUAUUUAUAACCGCCGGUCAGACCGGUUUAAAAAACAGACCGGCCGUUAACAUUUAACCCUAAAACUCGCCACGUCAUCAAAAAACGGUCAAAAACGUUCAGCGACCAUGUGUUAAAAUUUUCGCUGCUACUUAAGCGUAAGUAGGAGUCAACAACAAAUCAAGUACGAUACAAACUUGUUGGAUGUCAAUUUUAGAAGGGUGCUCAUUGUCAUACUAUUUCAAUGAA